AUGGCCAAGAGACAGACACCAGCAGCGUCAGAGAUAUCAGAAGAAACCGCAGAGAUACCAGUUGAAGCUACUCGAAAGAUCAAAAAGCAGAAAGUAGCAAAUAUCCCAACAUCAACACCUCCAACCACGACAAUAUCAGCUGCACCUACAAUCGCUGAAGGCUCUGGAUUCCUAAAAAAGCACGGAAUAACCGUAUUAAAUGCUAAAACUAUACAAGAUCCGUACCUCACCUUCGCAAACAUCGAACAUUUGAAACCAUCAUUGCUCAAACCAUUCAAAUCGUUCGAUGCUCCAACUCCCAUUCAAAGUGCUGUAUGGCCUUAUCUGUUUAAUGGUGAUGAUGUCGUUGGCGUCGCAAAGACAGGCAGUGGAAAGACAUUCGCAUUCGGACUACCAGCAGCCAAAAUGGUUCGCAAACAAUCUCCCAAACAAUUAGGAAUACUUGUACUAGUCAUAUCACCUACACGAGAAUUGGCAAUCCAAACAUUUGAAUCCUUCCAACAAUUUGGACCGAAAUCAUAUGUGAAACCUGUCUGUAUAUAUGGUGGUGUGCCCAAGGGAGAGCAGAGACACUUAUUAGGUGAAGCAGAUUGUAAUGUAUUGGUUGCUACUCCUGGUCGUCUAAUGGAUUUCAUGGAGGAGGGUGUUAUUGAUUUGGGAGUUGUCAAAAUGGUUGUCCUUGAUGAAGCUGAUCGUAUGUUAUCGUUUGGAUUUGAAGAAGACAUCAAAAGAAUUCUUUCAGCAGUCCCAUCACCCCGUCAAACAGUCAUGUUCUCAGCAACAUGGCCAAUGGAGAUUCGCAAUUUAGCAAACACAUAUCUCUCACCAUCAGCAAUCCGAAUCACUGUCGGAUCAGAUGAAUUACAAGCAAAUACAGACAUUACACAAAACGUAGAAGUUAUGACUCAAGAUGCUAAAGAGGGUAGAUUAUUACAGUUGUUGAAGGGUCAAGCAAAGACGGAUUUGGUGCUGGUCUUUGCAUUGUACAAGUGGGAAGUUGGGAAAUUGGAAAAGUUGCUGGUGCAACGUGGAUAUAAGGUGGCUAGUAUUCAUGGAGAUAAAGCUCAGAGGGAUCGUAUUGCUUCGUUGGAUUCGUUCAAGACCGGUAAAACACCCGUUCUAGUUGCUACAGACGUUGCCGCUCGUGGUCUCGACAUACCAGAAGUAGCAUGUGUCAUCAACUUUACAUAUCCUCUUACUACAGAAGAGUAUUGUCAUCGUAUCGGACGAACGGGUAGAGCAGGUCGCAAGGGUAUCGCAUACACAUUCUUCACAGUGAAUGAAAAGUCUCAUGCUGGUGCUUUGGUGAAUGUAUUAAAGAAGGCGAAUCAAAUAGUGCCCGAGAAUCUCAUCAAGUUUGGAACCACUGUAAAGAGAAAAGUAAAUGAGAACUACGGAGCUUUUGUGAAGGACGUGGAUAUGAGUGUUAAGGGAAAGAAAACUACAUUUGACGAUGACGACGAGUAG
Molecule: messenger RNA, 1467 nt
Organism: Synchytrium microbalum
Lineage: Eukaryota; Fungi; Chytridiomycota; Chytridiomycetes; Synchytriales; Synchytriaceae
Exons: 7
Coding region: 1-1467 (488 amino acids)
Biological process (GO): rRNA processing
Cellular component (GO): nucleolus
Molecular function (GO): ATP binding; RNA helicase activity; RNA binding
Source: RefSeq, a predicted model, not a curated record